GAUUUUGGUGGAAAAUUUAUUACAAGAGAAAUAAAGACAACCUUGGGAAUCUGAAAGAGUUGAAAAAACUAGUAAUUUUCAAUCGUGCUAUUUACAGUGACUUGUCUGAAUCAAUGUAAGCAUUAAAAAAACUUUCUACCUUCCUUUUUUCCUCUCCUAACCGCCUCUCAAAGAAAGAAAUGAAGAGUAACAUGAACACCAGUCGCAGAUCAUCAGCUCGAAUCACGUCAGCAGCAACUCAACGCCAGCAAAAACCAGAGCCAGAACCGGGGGUGAAGAAGUUCAUCAAGAUGAUUCUCCUCUCAACAAUCAAAGAAAAAAUGAUGAAGAUUCCAGCAAGAUUUGUGAGAUUAGGUCCUAAACUCACUGACACAGUGACUAUCCAAACUCCUGUUGGUUUCAAGCGUUCGAUUCGUAUCAAACGAACCGGUGAUCAGGUUUGGUUCGAAAAGGGUUGGAACGAGUUUGCAGAGGCUCAUUCUAUAAGUCAAGGUCAUUUUCUAUACUUUUGUUACGAAGGGAACUCAAGUUUUCGUGUUAUGAUCUUUGAUGUCUCUGCUUCUGAGAUUGAUUAUCCAAUGGACAAAGUUCAUUGCAUUGAGAGUGAUGAUGAGGUGAUGGAAGUUAUGGACACUGAUGAUGAAGAAGGGUUUACUAGGGUUGACAGUAGUGAUAAUGAUUCCAGUGAUGAAGAAGCGAUUGACUUGGAAAAAUUGUUGAAGAAGAAACUAAGAGUUAACGUCAAGUCUGAGACGAUUAAUAUUGAUUAAUGUUGUGGAUGAGACUCAAGAAGAUAAGAGAGCCUUGAGGAGGAGUAAGAGAAGUUCUUAAGAUAGCUAUCGGUUUCUAGCCUCUUAAACAGGCUUGCAUGCUUAAUUUUAGUUAUAUAAUGUGUGCUUAUUAUGUAUUAAAUCUAAUAACUUUAGGCUUUAUUGUAGUAAGAACUUGGCUUCCUUGUGUAAUGUUUUGUCUAAUGUUGAAAUGAGUCUGUAUUACGUUUAAUUUCUGAACUGAAUUUGCCUAGCCUUGAUAUUAUCAUCUUA
Brassica napus (rape) is the source of this 1043-nucleotide messenger RNA. RefSeq names its product B3 domain-containing protein At1g49475-like. Gene Ontology annotation, molecular function: DNA binding. NCBI's taxonomy places the organism in Eukaryota, Viridiplantae, Streptophyta, Magnoliopsida, Brassicales, Brassicaceae. The transcript is spliced from 3 exons. Bases 180 to 770 code for a protein of 196 amino acids. The record is from RefSeq and is a predicted model, not a curated record.